GCCAAAAUAUUUCACUGCAGUCCCUUGUUCACCCAUUCGCUGUUUCAAUGGGGGAUAGAAAAACCAAAGCAGACCAUUGAUUCCGCGUUGACGUCACGUCGAUGAACGUGAAUCAUUAUUGUCAAAACAUUACCGUGUAUUUUAAAAAAAUACAAGAAAUAUUUUAAAAAUGUCUUCAAUGCGCAUGAAGGCAGCAAAAUGUCCAUCAGAUGAACUGGCAAUUACCAACUGUGCUCUCAUCAACCCAGAUGACUUCCCAAGCGAUGUCAAACACAUUGAAGUGGCUACGGGGCCAUCUCAGCACUUUAUGUUUAGCGUCAGAUUUUAUAGUGGAGUUGACAGGGGUACUGUGGGGUUCUCCGCACCCCAAAGAAAGUGGGCCACACUUUCUAUUGGACAGCCAAUAGAUGUGAAACCCUUCAAGCCACAAAAUGCUGAAUGUCUAUGCAGUGUCACAUUGGAAGCAGAUUUUAUGCUCAAGAAAACGACAUCUCUGGAGCCCUAUGACUCGGAGCAAAUGGCGCGUGACUUCCUCAUUCAGUUUUCAAAUCAGGUUUUCACGGUCGGGCAACAGCUUGCUUUCUCAUUUCAAGACAAAAAAGUACUGUCUUUGAUUGUUAAGAACUUGGAAGCUGUGGAUGUACAAGCUUUAGCAGCCGGAUCCAAUGUGGUACCUCGUCGUGUGAGAUUUGGUCGACUUUUGCCUGAUGCCUGUAUCCAGUUCGAUAAAGCCGAAAGCUCCUCGCUCAAUCUUGUGGGAAAAGCUAAGGGCAAACAGCCUCGCCAGUCUAUCAUCAAUCCAGAUUGGGACUUCGGUAAAAUGGGGAUCGGUGGUCUCGACAAUGAAUUCAACGCGAUCUUUCGACGAGCCUUCGCCUCUCGGGUCUUCCCUCCUGAAGUUGUGGAGCAGUUGGGUUGCAAACACGUAAAGGGUAUUCUGCUAUUCGGCCCGCCUGGUACCGGUAAAACUUUGAUGGCUCGGCAGAUUGGCAAUAUGUUGAAUGCGAGGGAACCAAAAAUUGUGAACGGUCCACAAAUAUUGGACAAAUAUGUUGGUGAGAGCGAAGCCAACAUCCGACGCUUAUUUGCGGAUGCCGAGGAGGAAGAGAAAAGGUGUGGCCCGAACAGUGGUCUUCAUAUUAUCAUCUUCGACGAAAUUGACGCCAUUUGCAAGGCUCGAGGCUCAGUGGGUGGCAACACGGGCGUCCACGACACUGUCGUUAACCAGCUGUUGUCAAAGAUAGACGGCGUGGACCAGCUCAACAAUAUUCUAGUCAUCGGUAUGACAAACAGACGGGAUAUGAUAGACGAGGCCUUGCUCCGACCCGGUCGAUUAGAGGUGCAGAUGGAAAUUGGUUUGCCUGAUGAGAAAGGACGCGUACAGAUAUUAAAUAUUCAUACAAAACGCAUGAAAGAGUACAAGAAGAUUGCGGAGGAUGUGGAUUCGAAAGAAAUAGCAACAAUGACAAAGAACUUCUCCGGUGCUGAGCUCGAAGGUUUGGUGCGUGCGGCUCAAUCUACCGCCAUGAACAGAUUGAUAAAGGCUUCAAGCAAAGUGGAAGUGGAUCCCGAGGCAAUGGAGAAGUUGAUGGUGGAACGAGGCGACUUCAUGCACGCUCUGGAGAAUGAUAUUAAACCGGCAUUUGGUACCGCAGCAGAAGCGUUGGAACAUUUCCUUUCGCGUGGUAUCACAAAUUGGGGCAAUCCAGUCGCGUCUCUAUUGGAAGACGGACAGUUGUAUAUUCAGCAGGCCAGAGCUACUGAAGCUAGUGGUCUCGUAUCUGUGCUCCUCGAGGGACCACCGAACAGCGGCAAAACAGCUCUGGCGGCGCAACUCGCUAAACUGUCGGACUUCCCGUUCGUCAAGGUGUGCUCGCCUGAGGACAUGAUUGGCUUCACCGAAACUGCCAAAUGCUUGCAGAUCAGGAAGUAUUUCGACGACGCGUACCGCUCAACCCUUUCCUGCAUCCUGGUGGACAAUAUCGAGCGUCUAUUGGACUAUGGCCCAAUUGGACCACGCUAUUCAAACUUGACGCUUCAAGCUCUGCUCGUUUUGCUGAAGAAGCAACCACCAAAGGGAAGGAAGUUACUCAUUUUGUGCACUAGCAGCCGACGACAAGUGCUAGAAGACAUGGAAGUGCUGUCAGCCUUUACAGGUGUCCUUCAUGUUCCGAAUCUUUCUCAACCGGAACACGUGAUGGCCGUUUUAGAAGAGAGCGACGCUUUCUCCAAGCGGGACUUGGCGAAGAUACAGAACGACCUUCGGGGCGCCAAGAUUUUCAUUGGUAUCAAAAAGCUGCUGGCUUUAAUCGACAUGGUGAAACAGAUGGACGAGGAUUCGAGAGUAUUCAAAUUCCUUACGAAGAUGCAAGAGGAGGGCGGCCUAGACCUCGGCACCACUAUACAAUAAGAGUUAUUGCAACCUUAGGGAUUACAUACGCAUACCACACGCACGCCCUCACCCGACAUAAAUGCACAUAUCUUUACAUUAAAACCCCAAAUCAAUCGAGCCACCGAGAGCUCACCCUGCGCUUCCGACUUGAGAAGUUACGAGAUCGAUUACGAAGAUGUGAGCGAAUGUACUGACUCGUUCGCGGAUUCUAGUCACCACAAAAUCGGCCGAACUGCCAAGGGCAACGAAAUCUCACCCGCAAAGAUGCCCCUCAUGAGAAUACGGAGCGUCGAAAUCGUGUUUGAAGAUGAACUGUCUACGUGUACUGACACGGGGCUAUUGGAUCGCAGUAUCGAACUCAUUUUGUCCGACAGCGAUGAUUCUACCAAAUGUGUCGAGGAUUUAGAACACUUGCAGCAGGAACGGGACGAUAACGAUUCGGUGACCUUGAACGCAGAAGCUGAUUUGUCGGAUGACAAUUCUUACUCUAAGCACUACACGAAAAAUGUUCGCGCCUCGCAGGAUAAUCGCGAACAAAAUGAAUCUCUGACACUGCCCAACGAUGAUACGCUGUCUCUGAACAUCUCAGAGUUAGGAGACUCUGGCCGUUUCACGGAAGAGGCUUCCUCAUCUCAUAUCGAAGUGCCCAUUAUAAUGUACGACGAUGCUGUGCUUUCUCACUCAUUCGACGCGGUAAACGUUGAUGAAAGCUCCACGAUACAUAGUAUGUACGAGGUAUCUGAGAUCAGCGGGGUGAAUACGGCAAGCAAUCGGCUGUAUGAGUACAUUGAUAGCAAUAGUGACAGCUCUGAUAACACAGCUGUAUGUGACGACGAAUAUCCGUGUGCCAAACCUAUUAUAACUGUACCCAAUACGGACCCCGAAGAUCAGACCGUGUAUGACAGUUACGAUCUACAGUACGACUCGUUUGUUGACAUCGGAAAAUUUUAAAUUAUACCCUAAGUGCUUUUAUGUGCUUAUUGUUUAAUAAUGAAUGCAAUAUAAUAUAUUAUUGAAGUUUCCAUAUGAAUUUUUAACUUACGUUUGAUGUUGUUUCUGCCGUUUUUUUUAUGUAAAGAUAUUGGGUAGGUGUGGGUAUAUAUUACAUUCCACUCGAUUUAGAAUUAUAAACGCGCACCGAGACGGAGUUUUACCUAUUCUGAGCUAUUUAUACACCCUAUAAACCUUCUACACAGCUUGUGCUCGAAGGGCAGAGUGGUAUGCGACUCUAGUAACCAUGUCAUUGUUCUUCCUUCAUUACUAAUUAUUCUUAUAAAAAAAUCUAACCCUGAAGUGUCUUUGUAAAUAUUAUAUUUUAAAUUGCAGUGCAAUGGUUUUUAUCUAUAGUGUCUAAUUUCUAUGCACAAAUGACAUGGUUACAGAAAUCCCAGGGUUGUAUCUCUAGGCAAUAGCUCAAUUUUUUGUAUUAUAUGUAAUAAUAUUAUAUAGUUUUGAAAGCAAUAUAUUUAUUUAUUUUUGUUAUGUAAAUGUGAUACAGCUUGAUGCUGUUUAUUUUAGCUAAAUAAGCAAAUUUAAUUAUUACGAGAAACUUAGAAGUAGCUUGUUGGAAAGAAAAUGCUAUCAAUUCAGUUUUAAACGGAUAGUUAAAGCUGAAUUGACAGGUUUGUAAAGUAAUGAUAACUGUAAAUUAACAGCAUUAUUUUUAGACCUGUUGUUUUAGUUUCCUUAGUUUAAGACUGAAUUAGUAGCAAUGUCAAUAUUAAUCCCCUUGCUAAUAAAUGUUGUAUGGUUGCGGAACGCUUUGACUAUUAACCUACAAUACAAUGUUUAAUAAUAAGGCUAUGAUAAGUGUUUAAUAUUGUAGUAUUAUUAUGGAUCUUGCGAGAACUUGUUAGAAGAGGUAGAAACAUUUGUGUAUUAUGGCUAAAAACCCUAGAAUUAUAGUGAAGAGUACAAUUAUUACUAAUAAAAUAUUAAGCUUUUGAUGUUGUACUUAAAAAUUCGAGGUCUUUGUCACUUUUAAAAAACUACAGCACUGAACGAAUCGGAAACUAAUUCAAUCCGAUGCCAAAUAAACAAAAUCUAUGAAUUAAUAAUAAUUAUGUUGAAAAUUAUAGCUUCUAUUCUACUAAGCAGUGCCUAAAAGGUAUUAUCAUUCGAUCAAAACAACUGUGUGACCAUUAUAUUUUCCUUAUUAUAGUAAUUAUUAUAGUGUAAAAUAUUAGUACAAUCGAUUGUUGCUAGUGCGUUUGCAAUGUGCUUAGAACAUUCCAUACUCGCAUUCAUCGAGCUAUUCAGUCACUAAAUAUUUAAUGUUUUCAAUUAUUAUACUGUCUAUAACAAAUUUUAAAAUAUAUCUGUAUUAUUCAAAUAGUUAUAUGCUUAUAGAUUGAUAAUCUAGUUAUUUGCGUGUUACAAACUAUUGUUCUAAUUAGGUAACUGAGUGAAUAGGUGAAUACUAAGGUGACCAACAUAAAGCAUGAUAACGACCUUACUAUAUUGUUAAUUUUGUAUGAAAUAUAGAAAUGAAAUGAGAAUAUAAUCAAGGAUCAGUUUUUACCUGUGCAUACCUUGAAGAAAUUUAUUUUGUUAUGUUUAGAAUAGUAAUUCUGGACUGAAUUAACUGAUGACGAUGGUUGAUUAUAAAAGUAAGGCCAACAGUCUCACUGGAAGUUAGUUACCUUAGUAAUAUUGUAAUAUAAUAUAGAAACCAAAUCAGCAAAGUAUCUGUAGUUAUUAUAAUUUAAUGUAUUCUCUAUAAUUGGAAUUGAUUAGUAAAUACAAGUUUACAUAGUAAUAUUUAUUUAUCAGAUGAUCUUUGCUGAUGUGAUUUUAUUGUUGGUUUAAAAUAAUGAAAAUACAGUAAUUGACAAACA
Molecule: messenger RNA, 5229 nt
Organism: Pararge aegeria (speckled wood butterfly)
Lineage: Eukaryota; Metazoa; Arthropoda; Insecta; Lepidoptera; Nymphalidae
Product: vesicle-fusing ATPase 1-like
Exons: 16
Coding region: 170-2410 (746 amino acids)
Biological process (GO): intra-Golgi vesicle-mediated transport; Golgi to plasma membrane protein transport; SNARE complex disassembly
Cellular component (GO): Golgi stack
Molecular function (GO): ATP binding; ATP hydrolysis activity
Source: RefSeq, a predicted model, not a curated record